This is a messenger RNA of Dictyostelium discoideum AX4, 552 nucleotides long. RefSeq names its product metallophosphoesterase domain-containing protein (gene vps29). Gene Ontology annotation, molecular function: L-phosphoserine phosphatase activity. Gene Ontology annotation, cellular component: membrane; endosome membrane; retromer complex. The record is from RefSeq and is a predicted model, not a curated record. NCBI's taxonomy places the organism in Eukaryota, Evosea, Eumycetozoa, Dictyosteliales, Dictyosteliaceae. Gene Ontology annotation, biological process: retrograde transport, endosome to Golgi. The transcript is spliced from 5 exons. The coding region runs from base 1 to 552 and encodes 183 amino acids.
AUGUUUAUUAUUGCAAUUGGUGAUGUACACGUUCCACACAGAUCUUAUGGUAUUCCACCAGAGUUCAAAAAACUUUUAGUUCCAGAGAAAAUUCAACACAUUCUUUGUACAGGUAAUUUAGUUUCAAAAGAAAUUCAUGAUUAUUUCAAAGUUUUAACAAGUGAUGUUCAUAUUGUUAGAGGUGAUUUAGACGAGAACACUUCUUAUCCAGAUACUAAAAUCGUUUCAAUUGGACAAUUUAAAUUUGGUCUUUGUCAUGGUCACCAAAUUGUACCUUGGGGUGAUAGAGCAUCUUUAGCUGCUCUUCAAAGACAAUUAGAUGUUGAUGUUCUUAUUAGUGGUCAUACUCAUGUACUCGAAGUUUUUGAAUCAAAUGGUAAACUUUUUGUUAAUCCAGGUUCUGCAACUGGUGCUUUUAGUAAUAUUUCAAAUGAUGUCAUCCCAUCUUUUGUUUUAAUGGAUGUACAAAGUAAUAAUAUUACAGUUUAUAUCUACAAGUUAAUCGAUGGUCAAGUUAAAGUUGAAAAGAUUGAUCAUGUCAAACAACAAUAA